This is a messenger RNA of Plectropomus leopardus (leopard coralgrouper), 5479 nucleotides long. RefSeq names its product dimethylarginine dimethylaminohydrolase 1 (gene ddah1). Gene Ontology annotation, biological process: arginine metabolic process; positive regulation of nitric oxide biosynthetic process. Gene Ontology annotation, cellular component: mitochondrion. Gene Ontology annotation, molecular function: amino acid binding; dimethylargininase activity. NCBI's taxonomy places the organism in Eukaryota, Metazoa, Chordata, Actinopteri, Perciformes, Serranidae. The record is from RefSeq and is a predicted model, not a curated record.
UCCCCUCUUGUUUAUCCCCCUCUUUCAUUUUCUUCCUCUGCUCGCUUCUCACAUCUAUCAACUCGAGUUCAGAGGAGUUUUCUGUUGAAGAAGUGGAGGUUUAGUGCUUCAUUGUAACUUUUUUUCACCGUGAUUACUUCCGUCUUUUCUCUUUAUAGGCAAAUGAGUGAGAGAUUCCGUUUUGUAUUUUAUAACUUUAUGGUUUCAGCGCAUCAGGUGACAGGUUUUCAAACGGCUUUCUGCGAUUAAAAACGUGCCAGAGAACAACCCAAUAUGUGGAAAAUGUGUCAAAAACGUUACUAUGAACUAGUUUCAUUGCGAGUUAUACAGUGUCCUCUAAGAAAAUUGGGCAUCUUGUCAUAUUUUGUGUCAGAAAUGCUUUUACGCAUGAAAGCAAUUAGUUUCAUCCACUUUUAUGGCAUGUUGCCGUAGCCACGUUUAAAAUAGAAGUAGGUUUUUCUCUGUGAGUCUAAAGGUGUGGGCAGAAAUACGUUUAACAGCGUCUAUUUCUGGCUUCCCAGUGCCUUUAUUCAGAGGAGCUAAGUGUUUCCAGAUGCGCACCAGAGCUCAGACGUAACAAUAUUGCCAUAUUUGGUAUGGCAGUAGCCUACAUUAUUAACAUAUUUCUCUCUGCUUUGGCCAGCGGACCACAAAGCAUUCCUGACAGCUUAAAGGCUUGUUAAAUAUGUUCUUCAUGCAGGGAAAUUCCUCUGCAUUCAUUCCUUGAGGCAAUUUGACUUUUCACGCAAUGUGUCCAUCACGUUUCGGAGGGGGGGAGUGGGUCCUGUUGUAGGUAAAGUGAUCCAAUUUUCCACGAGAGAUGUUGUGGUGUUAGUGUUGGUGGGGGGAGACAAAUACUCGGUCUUUGUCUGUAUUUUUUUUUUUUUUUUUUUUUUUUUUUUUACAUCAGGGUCUCAAUAAGUCCCCUCCACCGAAGUUUUCAAAUUAUUCCGAUUGAUGAAAACUUUCACCAGAUGGAAGCGAUGUGCGUAAAGACGCAACAUAAAACCAUUAUUAUCACCAUGAACGGCUGGCAGAAUCCAAAGAGGACAUUUUGCAUGAGGGCAGAGUGUUUAUUUGUGUUUAUAAGGAUCGGACAUCUCUCGUCUCUCUGCCCUGUAAACUCGUGUAGUUUUUAACAUGACGACACAGUGAGACAGCAGCAGUGAACAAGACGGCUGGAGAGACUCUCCGAUUUGAGCGUGCCAAGUAAAGGGAAAGCAAAAACAUGGCUGGUUUAAUGGCAGGUUUUGGUCAUUACACCCACGCCGUCGUCCGGGGAAUCCCCGCGUCCCUGGCCAAAGAAGCGCUCCGGAGCAGCCAGUCGGAGGUGGACCUGACCAAGGCGCGGAGGGAGCACGAGGCUUACGUCGAGGUCCUGGGGACGAGGCUCGGGCUGGAGGUGGUCGAGCUCCCCGCGGACGAGUCGCUCCCGGACUGCGUGUUCGUGGAGGACGCGGCUGUGGUGUGCGGUGACACGGCGCUCAUUACCAGACCCGGGGCAGAGAGCAGGAGGAGAGAGACGGAGGCAAUGAAGGACGCUCUGAAGGACUUGAAUGUGAACAUUGUCGAAAUGACAGAUGAGAACGCCACACUGGAUGGAGGAGAUGUGCUUUUUACAGGGCGAGAGUUCUUUGUGGGCCUUUCCAAACGGACCAAUCAGAGAGGAGCAGAGAUCCUAGCAGAUGCCUUUAAGGACUAUGCUGUUUCGACCGUGCCUGUGCUGGAAGGGCUUCACCUGAAAAGCUUCUGCAGUAUGGGAGGACCAGGCCUGAUUGUCAUCGGCUCCAGUGAACCAGCACAGAAAGCCCUAAAAAUUAUGCAGCAGAUGAGUGACCAUCGCUAUGACAAACUGACGGUGCCUGACGACUUGGCUGCCAACUGCAUCUACAUGAACCUACCUAAUAAGGGGCAUGUGCUUCUGCACACCACAGCAGAGCAGUAUCCAGAGAGUGCCAAGGUGUUUGAGAAGUUGAAGGACCACAUGCUGAUCCCCGUGUCCAACAUGGAGAAGGUCAAAGUGGAUGGAGCCCUCACAUGCUGCUCUGUACUCAUCAACAAGAAGGCCAACAUCUGAGCACGCUCACCAGGAGGUCUCUCAGUGCAUGGUAACCAUCAGAGCCUGUAUCCAAUCACAAAGGCUCCUGAAGUUUAGCAAAACUAUCAUGGUACUUAGAGGAAGAAUAGGCAAGUGUGUUAUUGCUGAGGGACAAAGAAAAUAUAAAUUGGAGGGAGUCAUCUGGUCUCCCUGCUCCGCCAAAACACUUAAUUUACAUGAAACAUUCUCAAAAAGUGUGAAUAGAUGACAAUUAGUUUUACGUUAUCAUAAGUCGUGUUUCCAUUCAAUUAACAAGGAAAUUGUAAACAAACUUUUGAAAUCUUGACAAGGAAAUCAAACAAGGCUCUACAAAGCAUAGUUUUGUCUCAAGUUUAGGUUCUGCUUUAGGCAGGGCUGCGAUCCACCAGCACACAGAGUAGAUAAGCAGAGAUUGCGCCCCGGAAGUUGCUCUGUUCAUCUAAUCUACAAGAGAACAAUUGAGUUAGGUUUUCAGGAAAGUGUUUCAACUGGCCAGGUUUUAUUUGCGCUUUUAUUUCAGCCAGUAUUGGGUAUGUUUCAUGCUGUCUGGAGACGAAGACAAAUUAGUGUAAUGAUUCUAAAGCAUUGAAUGAAGACGCCAUCAGUGGAAACAGCUGAUCAGUCUUGGUAGUUAAAUGUCUCCUAUGUCAGAACUCAUUUGGCAAAGCCCAUUUAUUGCAUUAACUCUUUUUGGACAAAGGCAAAAACCACCGCAAGGGACCAUAAAAACUAUUUUGCAUAACUGAGGAAGUUUUAAUGAAAUUUUCCAUUUCCACACAGCUUUUCUUAAACAACACUUAAAAUACACAUAAAAAUAUGUUUAUGGAAACACAGCUAUUCUCUCUACAAUAAUUAGGACAUUACAUUAAAAGUAAUCUUAUUAUAUUUUCUAUAAAAAGCUGAAAACAAGAUAAAAGAAGACUCAGAGGUUAGAAAAUGGGUCAUUUAGUUUCACAUGUUCAAUAGCCGGACAUGUUUUACAUAGUUAUUGACACUUUUUGCCCCAACUAGUCUACAAACUUGUAAAGUUUGAUUGUAAUUAAUCUGAUCUCAGAUCAGAGGAGGAAUAAAACAUGUGUUACGUUAAUUCCCCCCAGCCUUUUGAACCUGGAGAGCCCCUACUGCUCGUGUCUAGACCAAUCCUUGCUUACUCUAAUCGAUGUUUACAACCGUUUAAGAGGACCACACAGAACGGAGCGCUGGAGCAACAAAACCAGAUGGAUCUGUUUGAUAAAUCCUUUUUGUUGCCAUUGAAAUAGAGUCUGUCUGACAUUACACUGCAGGUUUAAGAAUUACAUAACUAACUGACAUCUAAAGUGGAAAAUGUAUACAAAUGGUUUGUGCUGUUUACAUGCACCAUUUUAACUGUGAUUUAAUUUUGCGUAUGUUUGGGUAGAUAAUUCAAUAGGGACUUGGUUUGCAAUGCAUUUUUCAAGAAGUGUAUUUUGGUGUAAGAUGAAGGCAAAAACAAAACCAAAAUACAGCUAUAUGACAUCCACAAACAUGUUAAAUUAUUGCUGUUUCUUUACAGUUGGUGCUGAAUAUAUCUCAUAACCUUAGAAUAUUCAAAACCCCUAACACAGCAUUCUGUAUUUUAUAAAAAUGCAUGGCCACAUCUAUGAGGUUUUGAUCUCUCACUCUGAAAAUACAGUUCUUGAAAAGCCUUCUGAAGAUAUGAUGGAAAACUUAAUGUCAAUAUUGGCGAUUGAUGUCGAAUGUACUGCCACUGAGACCUGAGGUGCUCUUACUUUUUCAUAACUGUUGCAUAAUAAUCAUAGCUUCUGAUUGUACAGUGCUGGAUACAAUUUUUGACUGAUUUCAGUAAUUGCUGCCAGCUACAGGAGCGAACAGUAGCCUUUUAAUUUAUUCUACAAGGACCAUUUUGUUUUAGCAAUUUGGCAUCCCUCCUGGUGAGCCUUUGUUUAGAGUCAUGUAGGAAUGCCAAUUAUCUGUGCCAACCUUACAGAGGACGGAUCAAAUCUGCCUGUGUGGGGAAUGUAUGUUUUCAUUAUUAUACAAUUAAGCUUUCAUUUAUUCCAACAUAACACCUCUGCUCCUCUUAAUGUCUGUAUGGGAAACCAACGACUGUACUCCUGCUGAAUGAGUCUGAAGGCACUGUAGUUUUCUCACUCCAUUGGUUCUGCCUGUGUUGUUGAUUACACUGGUUCUUUUUUCUCUCCCGUCUGGCAGUUUUUACUCAAACUGACUCAGAGCAUGCUGUGAAACUGAUGUCUGUUCCACUAAAUCCAAUAGCAGCGAAUGUGACUGCAGUGAGAGAGUUUGCACUCAGCAUGCAGAACAAGCUAACCGUUUUGAUGUGUUUCCAUGUUGGUAGCUGCAAACAGUGUGAAGGAUGAGCUCUGAUUUGGUGGCCUUAUUUCUGCUGAAUUGGUGUUUGAGGCCCAUAGAUAUGAUAGUGUGUGUGUGAAAGUGUAUACUGUACAUACACUAUAUACUGUAAAGACGUGAAAUUAUGUUUUUCCUCAAUGUGAUUGUAAGUGAAAGUUGAGGAAAUGACAUCAGGAGGUGAUUCAGCCUCCCUCUGCAGACGUUUGCGUAUGGGCAAGCGGGCAGUGAUGAAACAUGGAAAGAAUUCCUGUUGGGAGGAGAGGCUUGUACACCAGUAAACACUGACUCUCUUAAACUUUCUCUGUCUUUCUGCCUCACUCUUAACACUCGCUCUCUCCCACCCGCUGCUAUUGCCUCAUAGACGAUCCAGGCUAAUUUAUGGUCAUGAUAUCAUACAGUCUGGCGAACACUGUAGAUGUGAUGGACUGCUGUUAAAGUGUGACACUGGUAGUAUAUUUUACAGAAGGCGGGCUUGCUGGAUGCUGGGUGAUAGCAUGGUUGCAAGAGCAUCCAGUUGUGAUUCUCACGCAGUUACUUCAGAAGGCUGAGCCAGGCAGGGGCAGUCAAACACAGUCGAUUAUGUCAACCACUGGAUUUUAUCUAAAAUUGUCACCCCCUCUCACAUUGCUUCAAAUCACCCAUGGCUUGUCCAGCUCUGGGGCACCAUAACCUUUUCCUAUCGCUGAUUUAAAAUCAGAACAUUUAAUGUAGUUUUUGGCUCUUGACUGGCAAAACCUGUCUGUGAGUAACCGCUCCUGAAAAUGUGUGCUGACUUUGUUAUCCUCUUCCUAACCCCCUUACUCACCACAGUAGUCAUGAUGUUGUGAUUGCCCUGGUUCCAACUGAGGUCUCUUAGAUUUCAUACAAGUUGUGAGUAAUAAUUAUUUGAGUCAUCUUAAAUUGAGCCUUUCGUCUACUUUGUGUAAUAAAUUAACAUCUAACAUUCAGAUGUUGUGCUUUUUUGUGGUAUCAGGUUUUAAUAAUCUCCAGCUGCUGUGGUUAACUGUCAUUUUAGGAUCAAUGUAAUUACAGUUCAUAUUUUAUUUAACAGCA